AUGUAUAUUACGAACAGGGAGCAUGGUCAUUUUGUCCAGCUGUGUCUGAAGAUGCUGAGCACACACCUGUCCCUGGCUCAGGUGGGAGGGAUGACAUGUACAGUGCUGGGAAACCAGGCCCCACUGCUGAGAAAUCUUCUGUUCCGACUCCUGGAUUCCAACAUUCCAGACAGUAUUAGAGAGGCUGUAUCGGAAAUCUUGAAGGUUGGGGCCUCCCUUCUCCUCCCACCCCUCAGAGAAAGGAUGGAGCUGUUGCACUCCCUUCUGCCCCAGGGGCAGGGACGGUGGGACAGCCUAUCCAGGGGAAAGCAAAUGCAGUUGAGUUUGAUAUUGACGAGUCUCUAUGAUAACAAUCACAUAUCCACAUUGCUGGGAUUCUCGGAUUCUGCUGACCAUGUGACUUCAUCCCAGCCCUGUGAUGGGUCUGUGGAUUUGAUGCUGGCUGAAAUACUCAUGAAAACAAUUCUCAGAAAUCUAGCCAAUGAAACAGAGGAAGCUUUAGAUGACCUGGAGAAGAACUUGGACAAGGAGUUUGAGCACAAGAUGUUCAUGAUGGCCUUCCCCCACCUUCACAACCUGCUGUCCUCCCUACAGAAGCACUUGUUGGCCUACUGCUUCACCCAGCAGCCAUGGAAGCCCCACACCUCACCAGCGGCAGAGCUUCUGUUCAAGCACACAUCACUGAUGUUCACCGUCACCAAGAGCCUGCUGGAUAAAGCACUUGUACUGAUGCAGCAUGAGAACUGCAAUAGCAGUGUGAUCAUUGCCAUUGAAGAUAUUCUGUACAACUCCCCAGCAGGAACCAUGAUGUUCCACAUCAUCAACGCUCUGUUACUGCUGCCUCUGGACUGGAUCAGUGAAAUGUUACCUGACAUUCUGCCCCUGCUCUCUGUAAUUGACUGCCUCUGUAAAAUGUUACCAGAGAUCCAGAGUUUUGAGGCCUUUGAAUCGGAGGACAACACAGAGGAGAUCCCAGAGAAAUGGUCCUGGCUGGUGGACAUGGAGAGAACCUGUGCCACUCUGAUAGGGCAAUGUCUGGGGGGAAUGUUAGUAGGCGACCAGAUGUCCAAACAGGAGAAGAGUUGCCUCCCUUGGCUCGAGAACCCAGUGUUUGGAAACGGUGCUGAGAUGAGCUCAAACCAAACUGAGGAAGCCAUUCAUGUAGUUCUGGAUUGUAUCAGCAAGCACCAGCUGGUAGGACUGGAGGAUUUAAAUCUGAGUGCUGAUGAAAUAAUGCUCCUUGAGUUCUGUUGUGGACUCAAGUCUGAGGCAACAGAUAAUCUCUGGGAAACUAUGCAGGAUUAUGCUUCCAAAGAAGACUGGGACACAUCAGAAAUCAGCAAUGAUGAGGAACUGGACACUGUUACCCGAUGUCUGCUGUCUGCUCUACUGAAGCAUUGCAAUCUAGUCAAAGUCGCUCUUUAUCGCAGAAACCCACCCAAGACUCUGCUAGUCAUUUUCCAGUACAUCUACAGAGUCAGAAGCUGCCUGAUGCAGCACCACAAGGCUAAGGGGGGUGUCCCACUCAGACAGAGGCAGCAAUCCCUGGAGGAGGGGGAAAAUAAGUCCCCAGACUCUGGCCACGCCCACCAGAAGAUAGAGAUCUUGGAGGCGGAGAAGUCUCCGGGGAAUGAAAACGAUCAGGAGAGGGAGGAGGCUGUUUCUGAUGGAGCCAUAUCAGAUGAUGAAGGAACCAUUAAAGAUUCCCCACAGAUUGUGAAGGAGACAACGUUUGAGGAGGAGUGUAAGAAAUAUCAGCAGCGGUGCUUGUUUCUGUUGCUAGGAGUGAGACCCGCCGUCACAGAAACCUUAUCUCUCUCCCAUAUGAAGAAAUCUGAGGAACCGCAGCCAGAAUGUAGCAGAUCUUCAGAAACUACUCUAUCACCAGAUGUCAGACUCAAGAGAAGAGGAAGUGUUCCAGAUUUGUCUCCUUCUAGUAAAUUCAUCAUAGAACAACAGACAGGAGCACUAAGACGGAAUGAGGAUGGGAGAGAUGGAACCUCAACACCUGAUCAUAACCAAAGAGAUACUAAUGUGGCAUCCCUACAGAGAGUAAAGGAAAUGUUGCGACGUCUUCGGUGGCAGCAGGAGCGCUCCACAAUUCCACACAGUCACCACAAAUCUCACAGCAUCAAGAACUUUGUACAGCAGAUAGCAUCAGAUCUGUGUAGGUUUGUGUGUGGAGAAAAAGCAGGAAAUCCAGUCCUGAGUCAAGAGUCCUCAUUCUCCUGGGAAGUGGAGCCUGUAGAAAUGGCACUAGCCUUGGACGAUCAACAGAAAAAAGCUGAGUCAAGAUUGAGAGCAUUAAAUCAAAUAAAGGAGCUGCUGUCUACAAACAAUGCCAAAACAGAAUGGGAGACGAGCCCCACUCCAUCCACCCUACUCAGCUCCGCCCACGUACAGCUCAUGAUGGGCUGCUUCAGCUUCGGUAAUCCCAAAGAGAUGGCUCUUCAAAGUGCUCAGCUCUACCAUUAUCAGGAUGAGAUUCGAGCUGCUAAAACAGAAGUACAACAAGACAUUCAGCUGACCGUUCAUCAGAUUUACGAACUAUUGGUGUCGGCUCUCAUCCAAACUGACAAAUGUACCACCAUCAAACAAGGAGAGUCUAAGAAACUGCUGCUGUGGACCAUAUUCUCCCUGACCAUGAAGUAUGGGCCCUCAGACAUCUCCCUCGCAGUGUCCUGUGGACUCCUACCUCUCCUGUUUAAGCUGACUCUGGGGAGUUCCAAAAUGACCUACCUGAUACCUGUACCCAAGAGAAGCCUCAGUCCCGCCCAGUUUGACCUGAUUCUCCACUGCUCCAGUAACAACUUACUCAACCUGAUAACGCUGACUUCUGGGGCUUACUGUGACAAGCUGGGAAGUGGUGUGGUACAGUGUAUCGUGGACCUGCUGUGGAACCAGCUCACUCACAUCUGGUCAACGGGAAAUACUUCCAGCCAAGAGAUCCAGGACAGUGGCUGGCAGUCCUCGCUGGGGAACUUCCUGCUGUUCCUGAAGAGAGUGGCUGCAGCAUCUGCCAUACAGAAACACCUGACAUCCAGGAAGUGGAUAUCCCGGAUCCUAGCCAUGACCGGACAGUUUGAUGAGUCAGGCAGCAUUAUUCUUAGCAACAUGAGAUCCAGGCUGAUAGCUUUCAGUGUGCUGGAGAUGAUUCUAAGUUCAUGCGGGAAAGAUACAGAUUCAAAUUACAUGCAGGAGAUUGUGGAGGAUCUCUUCCAGUGUCUAGCAGACAACAUGUGGAAGAUUCCACAACAGCUGGAGCUACAGAAGGCCCAGGAGAAGAAGUGCAGCCUCCAGUGGAAACUUUCAGCCGGCUCAGAAUUCAAUCUGGACAAGGAAAUGGACUCCGAGGAGACAAAGAUCAUGAUGCAGAAUGCAACGUUUGAUACAGACAAGUGUCUGAACUGUACCACAGAGAGUCCUCAGGUGCUGGUGCACUCUACAUCAGGGAAAGGUUAUGGACUGGGCUCUACAGCGAUGGUGUCUGGAUGUUACAAGUGGAAGAUUCUGAUAGUGAAGGAAAAUAAAGGCAAUGAGGGGACCUGUGUGGGCGUGUCUAAGUGGCCAAUCCGUGACUACACCCACCGCACCACCACAGACAUGUGGCUGUACAGAGCCUACAGCGGGAACCUGUACCACGGGGGAGAACAAACCGUGGCCCUCAAUGGCUUCACCCAGGGCGACUUCAUCACCGUGGUGCUGGACAUGGAUGCCAAGACCCUAGCCUUUGGAAAGAAUGGAGAGGAUCCAAGGAUUGCAUUUGAGGACAUUGAUGCCUCAGAACUCUAUCCCUGUGUUAUGUUUUACAGUGGAACACCUGGUGAAAAGAUCAAAAUGACAGACAUGCAGAUCUGUGAAGGAAACAAAGAACUUCUGCCUGGAGACCCGCUGUGUGCCCCGGUCACAUCAGCUAUCAUGGAGGCCAACAUCUGUAUGAUGAGGCGGCUCCACCAGAGUGAGGUGUGGGGGCCCCCCAUCAACCGGAAGGUCAUCGACCAGCUCACCAAAAUCAAGGACCUUGAGAAAUCCCAUAAACUUGAUGAUAUGGCUCAAAGUUCUGACUCAAAAGAAAAUAAAAAUGACUCAAAAGAAAAUAAAAAUGAACAUUCAGAACCUCAAGAGCAGGCAACAAACAAGCCUGAUGUGGACCAGGAGAAAUCUCCGGAUCAGAAAGAUGGGAAGAAGGAAGGAUCGGAGAGUCCAGAGGAAGACAUGGAUAUCAUUGUAGACUAUACUGAUGAAGAAACAGUGAAAACACUGUGUUCACAGGUGUGGCCUAGCUUGGUUCUGAUUGGUGGAUUAGAUCCGGGACUGCGGGUAGGUGGCAGCUGUAGACACAAGACUACGUCAAAGAAGGGGACAUUAAUGGGCGUGUCAAGGGAGGGGUCAGCCACGGUCAAAGUUCACUGGGACGACGGGGACAGCACUGUCAGUGAUGUGUUGCUAACCAAGAUAGAUGCAAUUGACCCUGAGCCAUUUCAAGCCAGUAGUUUGAAUGGACUGAAUGCUAGACAUCUAGAGUCAUUGAUGAAGCUCGCUUGCUUAACAGAAGACGUACCUGCAGCAUUUACCAACCUGUACUCCAAUAGAGUUAAAGCCAGUCUCCAGACGACCAAACAGACAGAAGUGGAGAGUGCCAGAGAAACUAAUGCACUUAUGAGAAAAUUGGAUGAGGACAUUGCCCGAGUCCUAGAACAAGAGCAGAUGUCCUUUACUGGGGUCGAUCACAACGCGGACAAGAAAACUGUCAAGGCGCCUCUAGUUCAGCUGGAGACUUUUGAUCUUGAUGGUACAGAGGACACAGCUAGUAGCACCUCCUCCAACGCCUCACCCAGAUUCCCGGAUUUGGCAGGUGCAGAUGUUAACCUGGCAUCUGCUGGUAAUUCUACCUGUACAUCUUUGGAUGCAGCCAUUAAAAUGGCCCAACAUAAUGCCCAGAAGACAGAUUUCAGUGUGUCGUCCCAGGAGUCUUUGAUGGAGCCUGAGAAAGGGGAAACAUUGCCUGUUGUGGAGGAGACAGAGGAAGAAGAGGACUCUUUGUCUGACUUCCAGCUUAUGCAGAGGUCCUUCAUUCAAGUCUCGGCCUUGAAAGCCCUGAAUGUGAUCAUACAGUGUAAUAAAUUCACCGAGAUGUUACUGGUUCCAAAGUCAGAUCUGAUGGCAGAUUCCAGCAAAGCCUUAGUGGAUGGCACUGUCGUGAGGCGAGAUGAGGACUUCAAGUGUGGACUAAGGUCCUUGAUGAGGAAAAUGGUGAAGAUUUCGCUGGGUAACGCUUCCUUGUUGAAGGUGUUCACAGUGGCCGACCUGGAGAGAGCCCAGUCUGUGUUGUACCAGGUGCUCACCAGGAAAAACGCUGAAGAAGAUGCUGGAAUACCAGAACUAAAAGCUAAAGUUAGUCAUAGUGGGACAUCUACCAGUAAUCCUACCCCAGAAGUCAAACCAAGAGAGACUCCAUUCCCAUUUAAAAGGCUUGAGGGAGAUCUAGGCACUUUCAUUAUCCCACCUCCAAUGAUACCAAAUCUUCCACAAGAUUUGACAGAAGAAGAGAUUGACAUGUCUCCGGACUCACUCAGAUCCAACAUGCAACAAACUUCUAUCCUCCAGUUCUUAAGAAGAGCAAAUGGAGGAGGUAGUAAUACGUCUCCCAGAAACCAGAGAAAUGUGGCACCCUUGGCCUCUGCUGACUACACAUCACCCCCAGCUAAUGAUGAGGAGGAGAUAGAGCCACCCCCACUCCCUGCCCCCAGGAGAUACUCGUCCUCUGUGACCCCGCCCCCAAUCUGGAACAGAAUGAUUGGUAGUGCUGCCAAGAAACCACCACACCCCCCAGUGAGGGCGAGAUCACCAUCUCCCCCACCACCUCCUAUUGCUGCACCUCUGCUAGAGAUGGGCUUCACCAUACAGGCCAUUAAAAAAGCCAUCAGGGAAACAAGUGUGAAUGGGAGGGAAGUAUCAGCCAGUGGCAUCAACACCUUGGCAAUGUGGAUGCUGGAGCACCCAGAGAGUGGUGCUGAGCCCACCCCCUCAAAAUCCAGAGAAAUAAACAGGAGGGGCAGCCUGGAGUCCCUGGACAGAAGGGGACUGAGGAGACGUCGACCAUUGUCUAGCCAGGAGAUCAACACGAGGGGAGCUGAGGACAAUGUAGAAGAGCCAGAGAACUUUGGGUCGCUGUUCUUACGUAGACAGAGGCCCCUCACAAGAACUCGGCAUAUCAAUCUUAGAAGUAUCGGCAAUCUAGACAAUGAUGAUGACGAUAUCCCACGCUCUGAGAUGCCCCAGCCCACGGGAGAGGAGGGACUGUCCCUGUCUGACUACUACAAUGUGUCGGGUGUCAGUCAGGACUACAGCGAGUCCAUGCUCCGCCCACACUCCCUGGCCGAUCUGUACGACAACAUUCUGGAGCUGCAGGACGAGAUCUGUAACCAUGACGACAGCAUCGAGGAUCUGUUCAACUCGGAUCAUACAGAACACAGGGACACGUGGGACUUGUUUAACGCCUUGAGACGAGAGCUGGAGGAACAGACAACGGUCACAUGUGAGCUGUGUCAACAAGAGACAUCCAACUUCAACAGACACAUGAGGAGUGACCACCCAGGCUGUAUGGGAAGCUGUGCCCAGCAUGGCUACAGAAGUAACGGUGUCUAUGUGGACGGUUGGUUCGGGGGUCGGUGUGGGUCGGGUCAUCCGUUUUACCUGAUGUGUCCGGACUGUAGGGAGAGAUAUCUGGAGGUCCGAGGGAACCGGGAGAAUCUCCAGCACUCAGCUGAUGUGUCCGACAGUCAGUCCAGUCUCCGGGCCCCAGACCUACUGGACUACAUAGAGCAGGCCUACAGUGAGCCAAUGCCAAUGUUUUCUGAUGUCAGCCAGAACAAGCCAGUUAUUGAGAAAAUGGAUGUUUUGAUGCCUAAGAUUGGGCUGAGUGAUCAAAAGCCUGUUCCUGAGCCAGUCAAAUUCUCAGAGGGCGACCCACUGGGCUCAAACCUCCUCAAAUCAGCAACAUCAUCAGGGGAUGUCCUGAUGACCCUCUCAUCUUUUGCCAAGGGUAGUCGACCGGAUAGUCGCAGUAAGACACUGGGGGAGCAGGCUUCCUACAUCAGGACAGGGGAGGACCGGAGGAUGUCCCUGUACAGAAUAACCUCCACCAUGCAGAUCAUGAUUGCCCGGUCCAUGGUCACCAAAGUCCUGUCUGUACUGGCAUCCAGUGGGCCAAACUGCAGUUUGCCUUCAGCGUUGGACUAUAUUGGUCUGUCUGACAUCAUGACCCUAGUCCAGUUCAUGUGUCUGUGUGCCACGGGGAAGGUUUUGUACCCCCUGAACUGUCAGCCCCGGGACUCAGCCGAGAGCCUGGGUCACCUGACCACUGCCAUAGGUACACUGGUACAGGAUAGCCCCGCCUCCCUCAGACAGCUCAUACAGCUAUGUACUCAGGAGUUGAUGUUGGCAUCAAUGGGAGGAAACAAAGGUGAUGUGAGGAAGAAAACAAAGACGCCCACCCCCACACAACCCUCCUCCAUGUUCACAGUCACCCAGUCUCUAGUGACCCUCCUGACACGCAAUAAGUGGGUCAGCAGUGUCAGCUGGAUGUCACAGAGCACCCCUUCUGCUGGCUCAAUAGACUCUGACUUGCCAUCCUCUCCACAAUCCUCUGAGCCGGGGAGGGAGGACUCACCCCUGAAUCUGAUCAAUGCACUGGCAGCCUGUGUGCUCUCUGCCAAGUUAUCUCCCUUGUACAAGCAGUGGGCUGUAAAGGAGUUCAUACAGUGUUUGUCCUCCCAGUCGACAAGUCGGCCCAGUCAGCUGGUGAAUCAGGUGGACUGGGGGGGAGACAUGGGCUCCUGCCCUGUGUACAAGCUGGAGGCCCACCAGAACCGCCUGGCCCACUGUGUGUGGAGCAGCAAGAAGAACAUGCUGGCCACCAGUGGGUAUGACGGCACUCUGCGAGUGUGGAGCCUGCCUAACAGGACCCACCAUUUCCUCCAGCAGACCUGUAUCUUUAACCGGGGCGAGGAGGACUGUGAGGAACUGAACGGUAACCUCCUGACCUGUAUCUGUUGGAGCAGCACCGGGAAAUACUUGGCAGGAGCCAUGGACAACAUUGUCAAUAUCUGGACCACUGGUGGUGGGAAAGGUCACAUGGAUGUCCAGCCUCACUUCGUGUCUGUGCUGACCUGGCCGGAACACAAGGGGAUGGUAGGUGGCUGCCUUGGGCUGACCACUGACUCCCUUCUGAUUGGUCGACUGGACGGUACCCUGGCCUACAUAGAUGUGUUUGACAGCUCCAGCUUCAAGAGGCAUGAGCUGGAGCACUGCUACAGAGAAAAUGUGUCGGUGACACAGAUAGCAUGGUUUGAGGAGGACAGACCCUUUGCUGUUUCCUACAGUGAUGGAGUUAUUUCCCUUUGCACUAAAUUGGAAAUAGAUUGUCCCCAAGAUACAAAAGCAUUUGAUAGCCCAAUCAUGUGUAUGAAGUGGGACCCCACCGGCCACAUGCUGGCCUCAUGUGCUGAGGGUGAGACAGACAUCAAGAUCUGGGUGGGGAGGCAGGGGCUGAGCCUGGCCGUCCGACUGGAACACAGGGCAGAGGUGACCUGUCUACAGUGGUGCCCCACCCUGGGGAAGGGUGAAAAGAAGGAGCUGAUGAUGGCAAGUGGCUGCUGUGAUGGUUUAGUCAGUGUGUGGGUGCUGAACCAGCUGACUGGAAGUGAAUCUAAUUUGUCUCCCUUUAAUUACCAAUCUGAUACCAUUCUUGAGGAAGAUGAGGAGUUUUACAACCCAGUGACCUCAGUCGGGGCUUUUUUAACGGUACAAGGACAUGUCAGCACUGUGACAUCACUGGUGUUCUGUCCCUCGGGACUGAUGCUGGCCUCAGGCUGUGAUCGGGGAUGGCUCAAUAUCUGGUCUAUAUGUGAUGGGACAGUUCUACAGACUCACAUGGAGAAUGGAAUGGUCAAUGACUUAUGUUGGUAUGCAGAGCAUGGACUAGCAGCUUGUUUUAGCAAAUCCAAAGAUGUGGUGAUUCUGCACUACACCUCUGACAUGUUAGAGAAGCACCGCACUCUGUCAGUGUGUAGGAAGUCCCUGAAACAGCAGGGGGUCUGGGGGCUGACCCAGGCUCCCUUCCUCCUUAGUCUGCUCCAAAAGUUACCCACCUUACUGCAGGACCAAUACUUAUAUGAAAAGCCUAAGGUGGUGUCUGGCCAACAGUUGGUACACAGCUCCUACAUGCAACAUCUAGCCAUCCUAGCUGUGGGACUAGAAUUAGAUAAACCCUUGUGUCACGAGCUGUAUGCCCCUCAUAACAUAAGCUCUGUAAACUCUCGAGAACUAGUCAUUCCAGAGUGGCAGUGGCUGCUCUCCUUCUCAUCUGCCGUCAAGUCCGCGGAGGCCCUGUCCAACAGAACAGCCUUCCCAGAAUCCUUCAGGAUGCUCAACAAAGACACACGUUCAUGUCAGGCACAAUCCUGGGACAAUACAAGAUGGGAUCUGAACAUGGAUGUACAGAUAAUGAACUGGGCGAUGCAGAAACCAGAGGACUGGCUUAUUGGGGGGAAGUGUGAGGCCUUCCUGUGGGGUAGUGGCAGAAAUGGACAGAUGUGUGAGGGAGGCAGGGGGGCUUUUGUUCCUGUCAGGGUCCCCUCUUUCUCAUGUUCUCAGCAGAUUGUCUGUGGACAGAACUGUACCUUUGUGGUACAGAACAAUGGGACUGUGUUGGCCUGUGGGGAGGGGAGUUAUGGUCGCCUGGGGCAGGGGAAUUCAGACGACCUUCAUUCACUGACGGCAAUUUCAUCAAUACAAGGCUUUGUAGUGACCCAGUUAGCUACUUCUGUGGGGUCAGAUGGUCACACCCUGGCUGUGACAGAGAGUGGGGAGGUCUUCUCCUGGGGUGACGGGGACUAUGGUAAACUAGGUCAUGGGAACAGUGACCGACAAAGAAGACCAAGACAGAUAGAGGCCCUGCAAGGGGAAGAAGUAAUUCAGCUGUCCUGCGGAUUCAAACACAGUGCCGUGGUGACCGCUGAUGGUAAACUGUUCACCUUUGGUAAUGGUGACUAUGGCAGGCUGGGUCUUGGAACCACCACCAAUAAGAAGGUCCCCACCAGGGUGGUAGCUCUGGAGUCACACCAGAUUGGCUAUGUUGCCUGUGGAUUGAACCACACCCUUUGUGUAUCAGCUGAUGGAACCAAUGUUUGGGCAUUUGGGGAUGGUGACUUUGGGAAAUUAGGUCAAGGUAACACUGUUGGAAAGCAUCUACCCACCAAGAUAAAGGCACUCCAGGGACAUGUAAUAAAGAAAGUGGCAUGUGGAACUCAGUUCUCUGUUGCUCUCAGCAAGUACGGAAAAGUCUUCACAUGGGGGCAAGAGAGGCUAAUAGGGCAACCCGACACAAGAGGAGGGAGUAACUGUCAGCCCCAGGAGGUUGCCUCCCUUUCUGGCUACUUCAUUGAGGAUGUAGUCUGUGGGGCAGAACACACCCUGGUCCUGACCAGUGACGGUGAUGUGUGGGGAUGGGGCAGCAACAGUGAGGGACAGCUUGGCCUGGGACACACCAACUCCCCUGUCAGAGAGCCCCAGCUGGUGCCAUGUCUGACCGGAAAAAAUAUCAGACAGAUAUCUGCUGGUAGGACCCACAGUGCUGCCUGGACUACCCCAUGCCCUCCCCAGAGGAUCCCGGGGGUGCCGGUCCCUCUACAGUUAGGGACCCCCGAUAAGAUCCCAGCUAGCUGCAGUACCCUGAGGGAAUGUCCGAUAGAGGACAUUCAAGGUCGUCUGAAACUGCUGCAUCACUUCUCCGAUCUCAUCUACUCCUCCUGGAGACUCUUACCCUUGACAACCAUUGCUCAGGGUGAGAUGCCUGGUUAUGCCUGUGGGAUGUCAGGUAUAGUGGAUGGAAGAUUGCGACCUUUGCUUUCCCCACGAGUCUUCUCUCUACCCAUGGUCAGAGCUAUCGGUAAAACUAUGGUACAGGGGAAGAACUAUGGGCCCCCAAUCACUGUCAAAAGGCUCUCCACAAGAGGAAAGAAGUGCAAGCCAGUGUUCACCCAAAUAGGUCAGCAGGUCAUCAAGUUGAGAGCUGAGGACCUGAGGCUCCCAGCCCGUGCCUGGAAGGUCAAACUGAUCGGAGAGGGGGCGGACGAUGCUGGGGGAGUGUUCGAUGAUACCAUCACAGAAAUGUGUCAGGAGCUAGAAACUGGAGUUGUUCCUUUCUUUAUUCCAACCCCAAAUGCCAGAAAUGAAUCCGGAAAUAACAGAGACAGGUUUCUAUUGAACCCAGCGUGUUCUGGAGAAGAUGACUUUGCAAUGUUUAAGUUCCUGGGGGUACUGUUUGGGGUGGCCAUAAGAACAAAGAAACCCCUGGAUCUCCACCUGGCACCCAGUGUGUGGAAACUCCUGGUCGGAAUUUCCCUGAGAUUGGACGACAUUGAAGAGACUGACCAUAUUUACAUUCAAAGCUUGAGAGGAAUAUUGGAUAUACAUGAAAGUGGUGUUAAUGAAACUAAUUUCCAUGAGUUCAUUCCGCUGGACUGCUUUGAGGGACAGAGUGCUGAUGGCAGUUUGGUUCCUGUCAUUCCAGGGGGAGGAACUCUUCAGCUCAACUUCAAUAAUCGCCGCGAGUAUGUGGAGGCCGUGCUGAAUUACAGGCUGCAGGAAAUGAACCGACAGGCUGCUGCUGUGCGUGAAGGCAUGUCCUGGAUUAUCCCGGUCCCACUUCUGACUUUGUUGACCCCUAAAAACCUGGAACAGCUGGUCUGUGGGAUGGAGGAAAUGUCAGUAGAUGUCCUGAGGAAGGUGGUCAGAUACCGGGGAAUUGAUGAGAAGAAUGAAGUAGUCUGUUGGUUUUGGGAGGUUCUGGAUUCGUUCAGCAAUGAGGAGAGGAUACAGUUCCUUAGAUUUGUCUCUGGAAGAACUCGUCUGCCUGCUAACCCCUCAGAUAUAUCCCAGAGAUUUCAGAUAAUGAAUUCAGACAGGGGUGCAAGCUGCUUGCCAACGUCUCAAACUUGCUUCUUCCAACUCCGCCUUCCAAAUUAUCCAAGUAAGGAAAUUCUAGCAGAAAAAUUACGGUAUGCCAUAUUCAACUGUCGAUCCAUAGACAUGGAUAAUUACAUGCUAACUAGAAACGCCGAAAAUCAGGGGAUGUCUGACGAAGAUACCGAUGAGGAGCUUACCUUCCUGUUCCAGCCGUUAUGAUAGCUGGAAGACGUAAUGGAUGAGAUAGAGGAAGAUGAACCCAGGGACAACCAUUAUAACUCCAAGAUUACACGACUGAAUUGUAACCCAACAGACAUUUUUGGCCGGCAUUAUUUGUGUCCAACAACAAGACCAGCUAACCUGGACAGGUGUUUAGGGAACUGGUCAGUAGCCCUCAGCGGGCAUUGAUAGUUAUAACCUCGUGAUUCAGUGACUUACAAAUAGUCAAUGUGAGUGACAUAAGUGAGAUAAUAUCACGUUCGACUUUCUUUUCCUUUUAAUUUUAAGUUAUUUUUUUUCUUUGAGUGUCUGUGAUACUUGUUGUUAAUUUGUUAGUUUGCUUCAGCAUUAAAUUUUCCUCAUGCCUGACAAUAA
This is a messenger RNA of Magallana angulata, 12564 nucleotides long. RefSeq names its product probable E3 ubiquitin-protein ligase HERC1. The record is from RefSeq and is a predicted model, not a curated record. Gene Ontology annotation, molecular function: ubiquitin-protein transferase activity; protein binding. The transcript is spliced from 67 exons. NCBI's taxonomy places the organism in Eukaryota, Metazoa, Mollusca, Bivalvia, Ostreida, Ostreidae. Bases 1 to 12189 code for a protein of 4062 amino acids.